AUGCUUCCUGUUAUCUUAAUAUGUCACCGAGAUAGCGACGUGUUGUCUUUAUUGCAGGGUACUGGGUACUACGAAAACGAAAGUCAGCUCCUUGAAUAUGUAGAUAAAGAUAUUGGAUUUAGUAUACACAAAGAUACACAAAAGAGAAUAUGUUACAUAAAAACACUUACUCAGGAAUACGUAUUUAAUUCUUCACAUUUAAAAGAAAUAUGUCACGACUCCUUGAUAAUUUUUGUUUCUCCAUCAAUUAAUUAUGAACGUAAAACAAGAUUUAAAAGAGCGAAUGGAAAUUAUGGACCGAUUCGGGGACAAACGCAAUCGCAAUAUCUUAAUUUUGGAAAAGGAGAUAAAGGAGUGGCAGAGGCUGAAUCAUCGUAUGGGUCUUCAAGAGCAGUCGUUAGUGGAAGUAAUGGAAUGGGACAAGCACAAAGUCAAAGUGUUGGACUUGAUUGUUCACAAUGUUUUGAUCAACCUUAUGGUCGACCCACAGCAGAGAUGCAAUUCAAACCUGAGACAAUAAGAAAACCAGGAGAUAAGCCAGGAAUUCCAAUGGGACCUUAUAUUUCAGGGACGCCAGGAGGUCGACCACCUCUUCCAAGUGGAACAAUCGUCACUAAACCAGGAACAGAAUAUAUUCCUGGUACACCAGGAAAAUCUCCAGGAUUUCCUAUGGGACCAGAUAUUUAUAGAACUGAUCAACCAGGUACUCCUGGAACACCGGGAAGAUUCACACCCGGAGUACCAGGUACCAUAUCGGGACCUCAGAUACCUGGUAGAAUAAGUUUACCAGGAGAACAAUAUAUUUCUGGAAUACCUGGUGGUCCAGGGAGACCUAGCUAUCAGCCAGGAAUACCAGGCGGGCCUGGAUACCAACCAGGACAGACUGGUCAUCGGCCGGGGAUACCAGGAGGAGCAACUUACCAACCAGGUGUUCCAGGAGGGCAGGGUUAUCAACCAGGAGGACCAAGUUAUCCAUCAGGGCCACCAGGAGAUCAUAUAUAUAAACCUGGAACCCCUGGAAGCUUUCAACCAAGAGGACCUAGUUAUCAACCAGGAACACCAGGAGCCCCUCAAUACCAGCCAGGGACACCUGGAGGACCCUCUUAUCAACCAGGAACUCCUGGAAGACCAUUUUAUCAACCAGGCGCUCCUGGAGGUCUUAGUUACCAACCAGGAAUUACUGGAGGACCUAGUUAUCAACCAGGAAUUUCUGGUGGACCUAGUUAUCAGCCAGGAAUUCCUGGAGGACCUAGUUAUCAACCAGGCAUUCCUGGAGGACCUACUUAUCAACCUGGCACACUUGGAAUUCCUUCCUAUCAACCCGGGACUCCCGGAGGACCGAUUUAUCCACCAGAGAUUCCUGGAGGCCCUAGUUAUCAACCAGGCAUUCCUGGAGGACCUACUUAUCAACCUGGCACACCUGGGACUCCUUCUUAUCAACCAGGGACUCCCGGAGGACCGAUUUAUCCACCAGAGAUUCCUGGAGGCCCUAGUUAUCAACCAGGCAUUCCUGGAGGACCUACUUAUCAACCUGGCACACCUGGGACUCCUUCUUAUCAACCAGGGACUCCCGGAGGACCGAUUCAUCCACCAGGGAUUCCUGGAGGCCCUACUUAUCAACCACGAAUUCCUGGAGAACCUAGUUAUCAGCCAGGAAUUCCUGGCGGACCUAGUUAUCAACCAGGAACUCCUGGACGACCUACUUAUCAACCUGGAGCUCCUACUUAUCCUCCAGGAACUCCUGGAGGACCAACUUAUCAACCAGGAAUUCCUGGAGCUGCUAUAUAUCAACCAGGAACUCCUGGUGUCCCAACUUAUCAACCAGCGACUCCUGGAGCACCCGCUUAUCUACCAGGCGCACCAGGAGCCCCUACAUACCAACCAGGGACUCCUGGAGGACCCUCCUAUCAACCAGGAAGUCCUGAUGGCCCCCCCUAUCAACCGGGAACCCCUGGAAGACCAUCUUAUCCACCAGGAAUCCCUGGCCUACCUAGUUACCAACCAGGAAUUCCUGGAGGUAGCAUUUACCACCCGGGAAUCUCUGCAACACCUGCUUACCAACCUGGAACAUCUGGUGCCCCUACUUAUCAACCAGGGAUUCCUGGAGGAGCCUCUUAUCAACCAGGGAUUCCUGGAGGAGCCUCUUAUCAACCAGGAACCCCUGGAGGACCUAGUUAUCAACCAGGGAUUCCAGGAGCCCCUACUUAUCAACCAGGAAUUUCUACAGGCCCUACUUAUCAACCAGGAAUUCCUACAGGCCCUUACGUAUCGAAAAUUCCAGCUGCAACACCAGCUGUACCAGGAGCACCCGGUUUCGGACCAGGAACACCAUCUAGUCACUAUAUACCCGGAACACCUUCAAUACCACGAAUACCUUAUUCUCAAGUUGUAGAUACACGUCUACCUGCACACAGUUCCACAACGGGUGGAACGUUUAGCGGACAAUUUCAUGGAAGAUAUGAUUCACACCAACAAGCAGAUACAUCGAGAAUCUCCGACCAACAACAAGCAACACCUGAUGGUCGAUUUUCGGGACAGUUUUCUGGAGAUUAUGGAUCUCAUGUGGGUAGGAAUGGAACGUUCGCUGGUCAAUUUUCUGGUACUUACGAUCAUCACAGAGAUGUAACCGCACCAGAGCCGUAUGUGAGACAGCCAAGUACACCUAUGGGACCUUCAGGAGUAUCUGGACAGUACGUGCCAGAAGGUCGAAAACCUGGACAACAUUUGUAUGAACAAUACUUGCCCGGUGCAGGAAUUCCAGGGCAAUAUACACCAGAAAUUGGACAAUUUCCACAAGGUCCGCCUGUUUCUACUGCAGGAACAUCUGGAAUAUCUGGUUAUUAUCCACCAUCACAAGGGCAGGCUAUACCUGGUACUGCACCACCAGGCUUACCCGGAACAGGAUUACCAGGUCAAUAUAUUCCAGGUGUACAACCACCCGGAUUUCCAGCACAAUAUCCCGGUCACAUUCCUAGCACGGGUACCUCAGAAUUACCAGGUCAAUAUAUUCCUGGCAGAGAAGGACAUGGACAACAUAUUCCAGGAAUAGGAACACCGCAUCUUCCAGGACACUAUACACCUUCCGCAACAACGCCUGGAAUACCAAGUCAAUACGUUCCAAGCGGAGGAAUUCCUGGUCAACAAAUUCCAAGCACCGAAAUUUCUAGAUUACCAGGACAACCGGGAACGCAUAUUCCUGGCCAAUAUACAAGUGAUGGUUCACAAUAUAUUCCAGGACAAUAUCAACCGGGAAUACCAUAUGGACCAGGUGUUGAUCCGUCAGGUCAAUAUCCAUAUGGAACGGAAAUUCACCCAUCAAGUCAAUAUCCUUCGGGGUCAGGCAUUGAUCCAUCAAGUCAAUAUCCAUAUGGGACGGGAAUAGGCCCAUCAAGUCAAUAUUCCCCGGGAACAGGCAUCAGUCCGCCAAGUCAAUAUCCCUCGGCGCCAGGUAUCAGUCCACCAAGUCAAUAUCCUUCGACGCCAGGUAUCAGUCCACCAAGUCAAUAUCCCUCUGGACCUGCACCUACUUCCCCAACUCAAUAUCCUUCUAUACCAGGUGUUCCACAUCAAUAUCCCACCGGACAAAUGCCUCCCGGUAUACAAUAUGGCCCGGGAGCCACAAUACCUGGUCAAUACGUACCAGGGCAACAAAUACCCAGUUCGGGAUUACCAAGUCCAUACACACCAGAAUCAGGAGGUCCCGGUUAUUAUGGUCCGGGUAUUCCAAGUACGAAACCGGGUGGACAAGGAUACACACCAGGGCAACCGUCAGGAGUAGUAGAUGAAUUUGGAAGACCAAGUGAUUACAGAAAAAGUGAAGAAACAGCUGAAAGUCUAACAAGAGAUGAUGGACAAUCGCAGGCAGAGAGUUCCGUGCAACAAGUAGCUAACGAAACCCAAGCUUCAGCGUCUGCACAAGGAACCUAUCAAGGAGGUACUGCUCAAUCUCAAGUUUCUGGUAUUUACUCAGGUAGUGGUUCGUUUAGUGCUUCCGCCGGUACUAUAGAUGGUAAAAGAGGUUCACAAACUUCAGUUUCUGGAGGAAAGCAAGGAGCAAUGAGUUCUUCACAGGGAAGUGGUGGUGCAUCACAGUCCCAAGCGCAAGUACAAGUCGCUUCUGCUACUGGCGAAACAAGUUCAAGCGCGCAAAGUGGAGGAAUUAAACACGGUACAAACACACAAGUACAAGCUAGUGAAAAAGGUGGAAUGGCUGACUCGCAAGCCAAUGGCCCAGGAAGUACUUCGUCACAAGCUCAAAUUGGAUUUAUGCCUUAUGAUAAAAACGAAAAAGAUAAUCAGAAAACGCCCUUUAAAGGAGGUGGAUCAGCAAGCGCUCAAGGUGGUGCUUAUACAGGACAAUCUCAAGCACAAAUACAAGGAAAAUUCGCUAUGGGAAUUCGAUACACAGGUGCUGCUCAGGCAGCGUCCGGAAGUAAUGCAACUGUAGCUACCACUCAAUCAAAACCUCCAGGACUUAAUUUUGAUAAUCAACCACCGUCUACGAAUACUCAUACAAGUUCUAUUAAUGUAAAUAAAGUGGAGGAAUCAGAAGAGGAAGAGACUGAGAUGGAGACCACCACUUCACCACCCAAAACAAGAGCUGGAAACACUCAUAAUGAAAGAACCACAGAUGAAGAAGAAUAUGACUAUGACGAAGCCGAUUAUGAAGAAACAAUGGAACCUAGUCCAGGUGUUAACACAAGAACUUUAAUUAAACAAGAAAAUCAUUCGCAAAACCAGCAGAUAGUGUUAGAUCCUUUAGAAGAUCUUGAUGCAACCGUGAUUCAAGACCGUGGUAAUAAAUUACCUGUAGGUACAGUUCUUCAACCAGGUCAACUCAUUCCUGGGUCUCCUGGAAUGCGAAUUCCUCAAGGGUUCAGAGGAAAAGUGACUUCUUCAAUGUCUGGUGAUCGAACAGAAGCUCAAGGACCAAAUUCUCAUGCACAAAGCGUGAAUUUAUCGCCCGGAGCAGGAAAAAUAACUUAUAAGAAACCCGUGUAUACUGUACAAUCAAAAAGUCAAUUACGAAAUGAUGGAUUUGGGUAUGGUACUAGUUACACCUAUCAACCCGCACAAUAUCAUGUAAGAAGCGGAGAUUCGUACCCCAAAUUUGUUUCAGUUGCAAAAACGGAAAAUGGUUAUCAAAGUCCACACACAGGAAAAAAAGUACCAUCUGUUUACUAUACUCAAACAUCAACUUGUGGUUACUUUACAAAUACUUGCGUAUACAAUAAUGGAAAGAAAAUUUGUUUACCUAAACCUAAAACAAAUCCAGAUGGCUCCCCAAUAAAAUGUUAGGUCGUAUCUUUUUAGUUGAAGUUAUUUGUUUGGUUUUUACAUAAAUGGAUAUUUAUUUCUGUUUAUAAUUAAUAUAUAAUUGAUAAAAAUAAUUGUUAUUUGAAUGUUUAUUGAUGUUACUCGUCUUUAUACAAUAAAAGUCUUAUAUAAACAAAUGUAAA
Messenger RNA from Onthophagus taurus, 5459 nucleotides. The record is from RefSeq and is a predicted model, not a curated record. NCBI's taxonomy places the organism in Eukaryota, Metazoa, Arthropoda, Insecta, Coleoptera, Scarabaeidae.